Condylura cristata (star-nosed mole) is the source of this 5946-nucleotide messenger RNA. RefSeq names its product glutamate receptor, ionotropic, N-methyl D-aspartate 2B (gene GRIN2B). Gene Ontology annotation, cellular component: postsynaptic density membrane; postsynaptic membrane; NMDA selective glutamate receptor complex. Lineage: Eukaryota; Metazoa; Chordata; Mammalia; Eulipotyphla; Talpidae. The transcript has 13 exons. The record is from RefSeq and is a predicted model, not a curated record. The coding region runs from base 210 to 4664 and encodes 1484 amino acids. Gene Ontology annotation, molecular function: transmitter-gated monoatomic ion channel activity involved in regulation of postsynaptic membrane potential; NMDA glutamate receptor activity. Gene Ontology annotation, biological process: monoatomic ion transport; synaptic transmission, glutamatergic; excitatory postsynaptic potential.
UUUGAAUUUGCAUCUCUUCAAGACACAAGAUUAAACCCAAUUCACGUUAAAUUGGAUUUCAAAUUGUCUUCCUUUCAUUUAUCCUUCGUUUUUCUUAUGUGGAUAUGCAAGCGAGAAGAGAAGACUGGACAUUCUCAACAUGCUUACUCCCUUAAUCUGUGCGUCUAGAGGUUUGGCUUCUACAAACCAAGGGAGUCGACGAGUUGAAGAUGAAGCUCAGAGCAGAGUGCUGUUCUCCCAAGUUCUGGUUGGUGUUGGCUGUCCUGGCUGUGUCAGGCAGCAGAGCUCGCUCCCAGAAGAGCGCCCCCAGCAUUGGCAUCGCUGUCAUCCUCGUGGGCACUUCCGACGAGGUGGCCAUCAAGGAUGCCCACGAGAAAGAUGAUUUCCACCAUCUCUCCGUGGUGCCGCGCGUGGAGCUGGUUGCCAUGAAUGAGACUGACCCAAAGAGCAUCAUCACCCGCAUCUGUGAUCUCAUGUCUGACAGGAAGAUCCAGGGGGUGGUGUUUGCCGACGACACAGACCAGGAAGCCAUCGCCCAGAUCCUUGACUUCAUCUCUGCCCAGACUCUCACCCCCAUCCUGGGCAUCCAUGGGGGCUCCUCUAUGAUAAUGGCAGACAAGGAUGAAUCCUCCAUGUUCUUCCAGUUUGGCCCCUCCAUUGAACAGCAAGCCUCUGUGAUGCUCAACAUCAUGGAGGAGUAUGACUGGUACAUCUUUUCUAUCGUCACCACCUACUUCCCCGGCUACCAGGACUUUGUCAACAAGAUCCGCAGUACCAUCGAGAAUAGCUUCGUGGGCUGGGAGCUAGAGGAAGUCCUCUUGCUAGACAUGUCCCUGGAUGAUGGAGACUCUAAGAUCCAGAACCAGCUCAAGAAACUGCAGAGCCCCAUCAUCCUUCUUUAUUGCACUAAGGAAGAAGCCACCUACAUCUUCGAGGUGGCCAACUCGGUUGGGCUCACUGGCUAUGGCUACACGUGGAUUGUGCCUAGUCUGGUGGCAGGAGACACAGACACUGUCCCCUCGGAGUUCCCUACCGGGCUCAUCUCUGUGUCCUAUGAUGAAUGGGACUAUGGCCUCCCCGCCCGGGUGAGAGACGGAAUUGCCAUCAUCACCACCGCUGCUUCCGACAUGCUGUCUGCACACAGCUUCAUCCCCGAACCCAAGAGUAGUUGUUACAACACCCACGAGAAAAGAAUCUACCAGUCCAACAUGCUGAAUAGAUAUCUCAUCAAUGUCACUUUUGAAGGGAGAAAUCUGUCCUUCAGUGAAGAUGGCUACCAAAUGCACCCAAAACUGGUGAUCAUCCUGCUGAACAAGGAGAGGAAGUGGGAGAGGGUGGGGAAGUGGAAAGACAAGUCCCUGCAGAUGAAGUACUACGUGUGGCCCCGGAUGUGUCCGGAGACCGAAGAGCAGGAAGAUGACCACCUGAGCAUCGUCACCUUGGAGGAGGCCCCGUUUGUCAUUGUGGAGAGUGUGGACCCUCUGAGCGGGACCUGCAUGAGGAACACAGUCCCCUGUCAAAAACGCAUCGUCACUGAGAAUAAAACAGAUGAGGAGCCAGGUUACAUCAAGAAAUGCUGCAAGGGGUUCUGUAUUGAUAUCUUGAAGAAAAUUUCUAAAUCUGUGAAGUUUACCUAUGACCUUUACCUGGUGACCAAUGGGAAGCACGGCAAGAAAAUCAAUGGCACCUGGAAUGGUAUGAUCGGAGAGGUGGUCAUGAAGAGGGCCUACAUGGCGGUGGGCUCGCUCACGAUCAACGAGGAGCGCUCCGAGGUGGUUGACUUCUCCGUGCCCUUCAUAGAGACUGGCAUCAGCGUCAUGGUGUCACGCAGCAAUGGGACCGUCUCACCUUCUGCCUUCCUGGAGCCCUUCAGUGCUGACGUGUGGGUCAUGAUGUUUGUAAUGCUGCUCAUCGUCUCGGCUGUGGCUGUCUUCGUCUUCGAGUACUUCAGCCCUGUGGGUUAUAACAGGUGCCUCGCUGAUGGCAGAGAGCCCGGCGGCCCAUCCUUCACCAUUGGCAAAGCUAUUUGGCUGCUCUGGGGCCUGGUGUUCAACAACUCCGUCCCUGUGCAGAACCCAAAGGGAACCACCUCCAAGAUCAUGGUGUCCGUGUGGGCCUUCUUCGCUGUCAUCUUCCUGGCCAGCUACACUGCCAACUUAGCUGCCUUCAUGAUCCAAGAGGAGUAUGUGGACCAGGUGUCUGGGCUGAGCGACAAAAAGUUCCAGAGACCUAAUGACUUCUCACCCCCUUUCCGCUUCGGGACUGUGCCCAAUGGCAGCACAGAGAGGAACAUCCGCAAUAACUAUGCAGAAAUGCAUGCCUACAUGGGCAAGUUCAACCAGAGGGGCGUGGAUGACGCACUGCUCUCUCUGAAAACAGGGAAACUGGACGCUUUCAUCUACGAUGCCGCCGUGCUGAACUACAUGGCAGGCAGAGACGAAGGCUGCAAGCUGGUGACCAUUGGCAGCGGGAAGGUCUUUGCUUCCACUGGUUACGGCAUUGCCAUCCAGAAGGAUUCUGGGUGGAAGCGGCAGGUGGACCUGGCUAUCCUGCAGCUCUUUGGCGAUGGGGAGAUGGAGGAGCUGGAAGCACUCUGGCUCACGGGCAUCUGCCACAACGAGAAGAACGAGGUCAUGAGCAGCCAGCUGGACAUCGACAACAUGGCUGGGGUCUUCUACAUGCUGGGGGCAGCCAUGGCCCUCAGCCUCAUCACCUUCAUUUGCGAGCACCUUUUCUAUUGGCAGUUCAGGCAUUGCUUUAUGGGUGUCUGUUCCGGCAAGCCUGGCAUGGUCUUCUCUAUCAGCAGAGGUAUCUACAGCUGCAUCCACGGGGUGGCGAUCGAGGAGCGCCAGUCCGUGAUGAACUCCCCUACCGCCACCAUGAACAACACCCACUCCAACAUCCUGCGCCUGCUUCGCACCGCCAAGAACAUGGCCAACCUGUCCGGGGUGAACGGCUCGCCGCAGAGCGCCCUGGACUUCAUCCGCCGCGAGUCCUCCGUCUACGACAUCUCUGAGCACCGCCGCAGCUUCACGCACUCAGACUGCAAAUCUUACAACCCGCCCUGCGAGGAGAACCUGUUCAGCGACUACAUCAGCGAGGUGGAGAGGACUUUUGGCAACCUGCAGCUAAAGGACAGCAACGUGUACCAAGACCACUACCACCACCACCACCGCCCCCACAGCAUCGGGAGCGCCAGCUCCAUUGACGGGCUCUACGACUGUGACAACCCACCCUUCACCACCCAGCCCAGGUCCAUCGGCAAGAAACCCCUGGACAUCGGUCUCCCCUCGUCCAAGCACAGCCAGCUCAGCGACCUCUACGGCAAGUUUUCCUUCAAGAGCGACCGCUACAGUGGCCACGACGACCUGAUCCGCUCCGACGUGUCCGACAUCUCCACGCACACCGUCACCUACGGCAACAUCGAGGGCAACGCGGCCAAGAGGCGGAAGCAGCAGUACAAGGACAGCCUCAAGAAGCGGCCGGCCUCGGCCAAGUCCAGGCGCGAGUUCGACGAGAUCGAGCUGGCCUACCGCCGCCGGCCGCCUCGCUCCCCGGACCACAAGCGCUACUUCAGGGACAAGGAGGGGCUGCGGGACUUCUACCUGGACCAGUUCCGCCCCAAGGAGAACUCCCCGCACUGGGAGCACGUGGACCUGACCGACAUCUACAAGGAGCGGAGCGAUGACUUCAAGCGCGACUCGGUCAGCGGAGGCGGCCCCUGCACCAACAGGUCCCACCUCAAGCAUGGGGCAGGCGACAAGCACAGCGUGGUCAGCGGGGUGCCGGCCCCCUGGGAGAAGAACCUGACCAACGUGGACUGGGAGGACCGCUCCGGGGGCAACUUCUGCCGCAGCUGCCCGUCAAAGUUGCACAACUAUUCCCCCUCGGUGGCCGGGCAGAACUCGGGCCGGCAGGCGUGCAUCCGCUGUGAGGCAUGCAAGAAGGCGGGGAACCUAUACGACAUCAGCGAGGACAACUCGCUGCAGGAGCUGGACCAGCCGGCCGCCCCGGUGGCCGUGACGUCCAGCGCCUCCACCGCCAAGUACCCCCAGAGCCCGACUAACUCCAAGGCCCAGAAGAAGAACCGGAACAAGCUACGCCGGCAGCACUCCUAUGACACCUUCGUGGACCUGCAGAAGGAAGAAGCCGCCUUGGCCCCACGCAGCGUGAGCCUGAAGGACAAGGGCCGGUUCCUGGACGGGAGUCCCUACGCCCACAUGUUCGAGAUGCCAGCCGGUGAGAGCACCUUUGCCAACAACAAGUCCUCAGUGCCCACUGCCGGACACCACCACCAUAACAACCCCGGCGGCGGUGGCUACAUGCUCAGCAAGUCGCUCUACCCCGACCGGGUCACGCAAAACCCUUUCAUCCCCACUUUUGGGGACGACCAGUGCUUGCUCCACGGCAGCAAAUCCUACUUCUUCAGGCAGCCCACGGUGGCGGGGGCGCCGAAAGCCAGGCCAGACUUCCGUGCCCUCGUCACCAACAAGCCGGUGGUCUCGGCCCUCCAUGGAGCGGUGCCAGGCCGUUUCCAGAAAGACAUCUGUAUAGGGAACCAGUCCAACCCCUGUGUGCCUAACAACAAAAACCCCAGGGCUUUCAAUGGCUCCAGCAAUGGGCAUGUUUAUGAGAAACUUUCUAGUAUUGAGUCUGAUGUCUGAGUGAGGGGAAGAGAGAGGUGAAGGUGGGUACGGGAGGGUCUGGCUGUGGGCGUGUGGUGCGCAUGUCACGGAGGGUGACAGGGCUGAACUUGGUUCCCAUUUGCUCCUUUCUUUUUUAAUUUAUUUCUGGGAUCCUGGAGUUCUGAUUCCUUCCAAGGGCAACCCUAGUGACCUGCACCGGCUUUCCUCCUCCCCCUUCCCUCCUCUUGCCCCUACCCCACCCCGCCUGUCGCUCAUUCCUGUCCCCAGGAGAGGACACAGGGGCUUGUCCAUCCGGAAGGCCCAGUGGAGAAAGGGCAGUACACUGCAUCGCAGGCCCCCUCCUAGCAGGAAGGACUCCUGGCCACCACUGGGUGAAGCAAGGAGAAGCAGGAGGCAGCCACAGGAGCACAUGACAGCUCUCCCCCAGCUGACCUUUAGGUAUAGGUGAGGACCCGAAAGCACCUAAAAACGAACACUUAGCACACGGCUGGUGAAUGAGAGAGGCUCGUGCUAAAUGCUGGCUGCUUCGAUGGCAUGUUUAGGGGUCGUAUGCCCAGUCCUGGGGGGAGGUGGGCCAUGUGUGUUUAUAUAUAAGCCAACAGCGGGUCUGAUUCCAUCCCCUAAGACUCACAUGUGCUAAACUGGAAUGAAACACCGGUGGGUGACGGCAAGUGCGUCAGAGCCGUGUUCGUUCUGUGUGCCAUGGGGACAAGAGGAUGGACUACCUGAGCGUCCACACAUUUGCACAAGUGGGGUCACAGGCCUUCGGUGUGGGAAGGCACCCUUGACUCACUGCUGCUGCUUCCAACACUCCUAAGCCAUGUGCUUGUUUGGCUUAUAUACAAACAGAGAUGGUCGUGUGGGACCCGGGCGUUGGCUGCUUCUCCCCUUGAUCCUUCCUGACUGAGGAGAAUGCAAGUUCUUGACAGAGACAUCUGUGGUCUCGACAGACAGGAAGGACAGUCCUGCAAGAAGGAACAGAAACCGUGCUCUGUGGUUGCACAUAUUUUCAACCGAUUUUGGCCAAGAACUUCCCAGGGAGGAGAAAGGGUCUAGAAGCAGCCAUGAUUCUUUUUUUGCCCACUCUUAGGAGCAAAGGAUUCUCGAAAGCUCUUUUGAGCUUUGGCCUGGAGCUAGGACUUCUAAGAACAGGGGAGUGACCUCAGAGUAGGGUAAGUGAGAGAGGGGGAUGUUUUUCAAUGCUUUGAUCCCUUCUUACUUAGCCCGGAGCUGGGAUAGCAGGUCUGUUUCCCCAGAAUGGAAUACAGCUGCUAGGGAACCGUGGCGAGGACCGAGCUUG